ACUUAGCGCUUCAGUUGAUUCAAGCAUCGUAAUAUUUCGUGAUUGAUCGUCGACGUUUUGGCUUCUUUACAUCGUGUAAAACUCUGUGUUUAAGGUUACCUUAAAGUUUUAAAGUGUACUUGAAAAGGGAUCUUGUGGUUUGGCUGUUUGGUUCCCUCACUUGCCUGGAGUUUAUCUGUUGCGUAUAGCCUAUAGAUAAACUGUGUUAGGCUCAGGUGGCUGGACCUCCAAGGGCGGGGUAAUUUACUUUGGCCAGUAUAUAUUGACGACUCUCAUCGAAACGGCCGCCGUCAGUAAAUAUUGCUUCUGACAUUUCAUAUUUUGCGACAUAGAUAGCAGUGCACGCCCACGAACGCGAAACAUCGUGCCCACGAAAGCCACGAACAAAAGGAGGAUUCAGGUUUAUUUCAGAUUAGAAAGGAUUUACUUGUUUAGCCGGAGAGCAGCAACGUAAACGUGUUCUCGAUCAUUGGAGGCAAAAUUUCAAAACACUGAGCUUUCAUUUACCGUUGGCUAUUACCCGAGGUUCCUCUGGUGAAGAAAAACGGAAUCUUGUUAAAAAGGAAACUCGUUCUUUGUGUUGAAUAAUUCUUAGUUCUUGCCCAAUAUUACCUGUUGAAAUACGAUUGUUAUCAACUGGCUUAUUGUAUUUCAGAAUGAUGAUCGUAUAACUUGAAAUCGCCGCCUGAAGGAGUCAAAGUUGAGAUAAUAUCAACGUCAUAAGGUUUUGAAGAAGACAACGAGCAAAAACAUUUUUUUAAAUUCCCGUACGAGUGACAACGAUUAAACUGGUCUUCGUGCAUUUUUCUGGAUUAAAAGCAACUUUUCAUCCGUUGCCGUUGGCUCUGAUUCUUCUUUGAUGGUGGAAAAAUUGGGAAGAGGAUUCUUUAAACUGUCGUGUUUAUUUGCUUGGAAAGUACGCACAAGGUAAACAAGCCAAUGGACAUACUGAACUUCGUUUUUAUAAUAAAAACAAAUUGAAAAAUAUCUUGAAGAAGGAACAAUGAGAUUUCCAAGAGCAGAAGGCGAGCCAGAGAGCAACGUCAUGUAUCAUAACAAAUCAGGAGGCAAUAAUAAUGAUUCAAACGGCGUCCCUGAACCGGAAUACAAACCAGCUCCAAAUGCUGAACCUGUUCCUGAAUGGCCUGCGGCGAAAGAGGAAUGGAACGGAGCAUGGGAGGCGCAUUACAUAGGAUUUGGUGUCCUGUUUUUACUACUAGCGGCUUGGUCAAUCAUGGCCUUAAUUCGAGCCCGCAAUACACCAUUACUUGUGACACGUCGUUUUUGCUACGCUAUCAACUGUUUGCUUAUUUCAUUUGGUAUAACACGAGCAUUAGCUUUAUUUCUCUAUCCAUACGAAAUGGUUGACAAUGCUAAUGGUACCCCUGUUGUCCUGCAACGAUUGCUGUUUGGCAUAGGAUACCCAUGUCUUAUCGCGGGCUUUACGUUAAUUCACUAUGCUUUUCUCGAGGCUGCAAAAGUAAGCUUCUCAAAGAAAAGAAUCCAAAGCUUACGGUUUAUUAUUGGAGUAAUAGCCGUCCACGUGACGUUAGUUUUGGUUGCCGAGAUCGUAACAAGUUACGUGAACAAUACAAGUAUUCUGGUGAUAAUAUGCAUGCUAUAUUUCAUAGUCUGCUCGUUAGCUGUGUCUGCAAGCGUAUUUUACAGUGGAUUUCACGUGAUAAAAGAAUCAAAGACACACAGGCGUACGUUGAAACGCAUCAGUGUUCGCUCAAACGGCAUCGAUAAAAAGGCGUCGACGAAAGUCUCUAAUAAAGAAAGCAAUACAAAUAAAGUUGCUCGUGUUACUAUGGUAACAGCAUGUCUCGGAGUGGCGUGUGCAGCCUUACAGAUCUAUGCAAUGGCGGGGGUAUUUGAAAUUCGUUCCAAGGGAGCUGGGGACCCCCCAAAGCCCUGGCCGUGGUGGGUCUACGUCACUCUAUUUCGUUUAGUUGAACUGGGACUAGCUUCUACAAUGGCUUACACAGUGUCGCAGCCAAAGAAAAAUGGCAGUAGCAAUAUACAAAGCAUAAUGCGAUGCUGCGCAGCACAGCACCAAAGAAGAGAAACAUUUACAGACAGCGGAAUGACUUUGUCCGAAACUGCCGUAAGAUUCCCGAAAGAUUCGUGCGAAGAGCGAAACCCAUCCUUGGCAUAAAUAAAACUGAUAUGACUAAAGCUAUUCCUAUUGUAACUGAACUAUUUCAAAGGGGCUACUUACAAGACGUAGUUAAAUGACUUGGCGUAUGGUGAUUUUCAGUAAGCGGUUAUAGAAUAUAUUUCUUGGGUAAAACUUUAAAAACAAAGUGGGGAUGAAAACUAUCAGGACGAUACAUUUCAAUAUAAUAGCAAUAUAAUAUUAACUUUUAUAUCAGUAACUAUCAGUCGUAACUAUAAGAAAGUAUACUUCAAUCUACUCACUAAUUCAGUCAUUAAUUAAAACAGAAUGUAUACUGAAAAAACAAUGAAAGAAAAAAAUAAAAGAAAGUUACAUCGUUUAGAGUAAAAACGACGACAAUUGUUAAUACAAUGUUUAC
Molecule: messenger RNA, 2537 nt
Organism: Dendronephthya gigantea
Lineage: Eukaryota; Metazoa; Cnidaria; Anthozoa; Malacalcyonacea; Nephtheidae
Product: proline-rich transmembrane protein 4-like
Exons: 3
Coding region: 1004-2158 (384 amino acids)
Source: RefSeq, a predicted model, not a curated record